Molecule: messenger RNA, 1528 nt
Organism: Frankliniella occidentalis (western flower thrips)
Lineage: Eukaryota; Metazoa; Arthropoda; Insecta; Thysanoptera; Thripidae
Product: neurofilament medium polypeptide-like
Exons: 2
Coding region: 79-1125 (348 amino acids)
Source: RefSeq, a predicted model, not a curated record
GUGGGCUCCGCGUCGCGAACCACUUGUCCGGCUGAAUAUCGCCAGUUCACGCGUGCGCCAGAGAGACCGCGAUUCACCAUGAAGCUGCUCGUGUUGUUGACGGUGACGCUCUUGGCGUCGGCCAACGCGCGCUCGCUGCGCCUGCCGGAGGCGCGCUUCGCCUCGCUGGAGGGCUUUGCCGAGGACAUGUACGACGCGGAGGCCGUCCGGGCGCCUCGUCACCUCGCGGACUUUGCCGAGUUCGACCGGCCGCUGAGCCCCGACGCCGUUGACCUUAGCCCACACCACCGCUUCGCUCGCGGUGCCACCGAGCCGUGCGACUGCGCCGACAACCCCGACCUGGUGGGCGAGAUCGUCGAGACCGCCCCUAUCGAGGAGGGGGAGGAGGGGCCGUUCUGUGCCGAGUUCGCCGUGCCGCCCCAUCCCGAGCAGCCCGCCGUCGUCUACGAGCUCGUCGAGGCCCCGGAGGAGCGCGCGGGGGUGGAGCUGACCGCAGACGACGCCCAGCUCGAGGAUGACCAGGAGGCGACACUCUGCGACGAGGGACUGCACCCCGAGGACGAAGCCGACGUCGAGCCGUGCGCAGGGAGGCCUGCCCGACAGCUCAAAGUGGGAAGCAUUCAGGACGAGGACAGCGAGGAGGCGCAGCAGACCGCGUCAGAGGUCGUGGAAGGGAAGUCCGCCGCUGCCGAAGAAGUCGACGCUGAGACCAGCGCGCAAGGGGAGAUUGACGUUAGCAAGAAGGUCAAGAGUGAAGCUACUGAAGGGGUGAGGGCUGAAAUCAGUGAUGAUGUGAAGGCUGAAACCAGUGAGGGCCUGCAGUCUAGUGAGGGUGUGAAGGUCGAGGCCAGUGAGGGUGAGAAGGUCGAGGCUAGUGAGGGUGAGAAGGUCGAGGCCAGUGAAGGUGUGAAGGACAAGGCCAGUGAGCGUGUAAAAGUCGAGGCUAGUGAAGGUGUGAAGAUCGAGGCUAGUGAGGGUGUGAAGGACAAGGUCAGUGAGGGUGUAAAGGACACGGUCCGUGAGGAUGAGAAGGUGGAAGCCAACGACGGGGCUGCCGCGGUCCUGGGUGUCCCAGCCCAGAAGGACACCGCGGAGCCACAGGCAGCGUCCAAGUCUACCAAGUAGUUCGCCUCGUCGGAACACCAGUUACCGAGGAGGUACAGCCAGCUGCAGGGUAGCAGCCCCGCUAUGGAGACCACGGCGACACGCCCCAGCCCGCUACGCCACGCCGCGCCGCUGCCUCGCCGCUGCCUCGCCGCGCCCCGCGUUGCUCGCGCCGCGCCCCACCCCACCGGGCCUGCCGGCCCCGCCCCGCUUCACCCUGCCGUGCCUGAUCAGCGAUAACCUGCCGCGGGGGAUGGGGAACGAAGGGGUAUAAAAGGGAAUCCUUGUUGGGAUUUUAGUUUUUAUGUCGUAGGUUUACAAGUAUGUCACAAUGACAUACGUUUGGAGAGUAAAAUGGACUGAUAAUUUAAGUUGAUGUACAGGUCUCUUUUCGUGGACACCCAAUAAAUUAUUUAAGUUUAAA